Notothenia coriiceps (black rockcod) is the source of this 3502-nucleotide messenger RNA. Its product is annotated as endoplasmic reticulum-Golgi intermediate compartment protein 2-like. The record is from RefSeq and is a predicted model, not a curated record. NCBI's taxonomy places the organism in Eukaryota, Metazoa, Chordata, Actinopteri, Perciformes, Nototheniidae. Gene Ontology annotation, biological process: endoplasmic reticulum to Golgi vesicle-mediated transport; retrograde vesicle-mediated transport, Golgi to endoplasmic reticulum. Bases 157 to 1299 code for a protein of 380 amino acids. Gene Ontology annotation, cellular component: COPII-coated ER to Golgi transport vesicle; membrane; endoplasmic reticulum. The transcript has 14 exons.
UCCGCGUGAGCGCAGACCGUGGAUGUAACAUUAGUCAGAGAUCAUUCAUACAGCCGAAAAUAACUGAAUGAUAAUGGCUUCCAGGGAUCCUGUGGUGCGAUUUAACCUCUGAGUAGAUGAUUAAAGAGGAGGUGGAGAGCAUCCCUGAACCUGAAGAUGAGGCGUCUGUCUCGGAGGAAAGCCCUGACCCUGGUGAGAGAGCUGGACGCCUUCCCAAAGGUGUCAGAAAGCCACGUGGAGACCUCAGCCUCUGGAGGAACAGUGUCGCUGAUUGCUUUCGGUGCCAUGGCUCUUCUGGCUGUCUUGGAGUUCUUUGUUUAUAGAGACACUUGGAUGAAGUAUGAAUAUGAAGUUGAUAAGGAUUAUUCCAGUAAAUUGAGAAUAAACAUCGACAUCACAGCUGCCAUGAAAUGCCAGCAUGUUGGAGCAGAUAUUCUGGACCUGGCUGAGACCAUGAUCACAUCCAACGGCCUUCAGUACGAGCCUGUUAUUUUUGAUCUGACUCCACAACAGAGAAUGUGGCAAAGGACGCUGCUUCUCAUACAGAACAGGCUGAGAGAGGAACAUGCUCUUCAGGAAGUCCUUUACAAAAGUCUCCUCAAAGGCGGUCCUACUGCCCUGCCCCCCAGGGAGUAUGCCUCUAUAGAGCCGUUGAAUGCUUGUAGGGUACACGGGCAUGUCUACGUCAACAAGGUGGCAGGAAACCUACACGUAACUGUCGGAAAGCCCAUUCACCAUCCACAGGGUCAUGCCCACAUUGCUGCUUUUGUCAGCCAUGAUACGUACAACUUCUCCCAUCGGAUUGACCAUUUAUCUUUCGGGGAGGAGAUACCGGGCAUCAUCAAUCCUCUGGACGGCACAGAGAAAAUCACCAAUAACCAUAACCAGAUGUUCCAGUAUUUCAUCACAGUGGUUCCAACCAGACUGAACACAUACAAGAUAUCUGCAGACACACACCAGUACUCUGUGACUGAGCGGGAGCGGGUGAUAAACCACGCAGCGGGCAGUCACGGUGUCUCCGGCAUCUUCAUCAAGUACGACACCAGCUCUCUGAUGGUGACGGUCAGCGAGCAGCACAUGCCUCUCUGGCAGUUCCUGGUGCGUCUGUGCGGCAUAAUCGGGGGUAUUUUCUCCACCACAGGCAUGCUUCAUGGGCUUGUUGGCCUCUUUUUUGACGUUAUUUGCUGUCGGCUCAAACUUGGAGUCUACAGAAGAGAGGAGGUGCAGCUACACAACGAGAUGAACAAUCUUAACAAUCACCAGACUCCUUUGUUGGCUGAAGCAGUCCCCCAGGAGUAACCGUUUCUCUGUGAGCAGGCUUUUGGCCAUUGUUAAAUAACGUCAUCAAUGUCAUAUAAUUGUGUUUUCUACAAAACAGUCUAAAUGAUCUGUGCUGUUGACUGACAAAUUGUAAAGUUUACAUAAGAUAAUUGCACUUUAGGAAAAUGUGUUUCCCUUGAAUGCAUGAGUCAUACUUGUGUUUCUUUUAAAAACUGUGAUGGGUUUGUUUCGCAAAGUUUUAGACUUUCUGUCCAUGUGUUGUAAUCUGAUUGUUUGGCUGCCAUUCAGUCCAUUAAAGUUUACAUAUUUACAAAAGAAUGAGGUUUGGUCCCUAAGUGUUGUUUUGUGAAAAACAUUUAAGUCUUGUGUUAAAGUCAUUUCAGAAUAAAGGUGAUCAAAUAUUUUUCAAAGGACAUCAGCAUGCAGUUAACAAUUGAGUUAUGUAUUUCUGUUGUUUGUUCCAUACAGUUAAAGAGCUCUGCAUUUGCAAAGCACAUUGUUUUGUAAAACACACAUACAGGAGAGCAACACAACCCUUAAAACAACAUUGUAAGAAUUGUUAUGAUACCACUGAAAUGACUGCAGACAUUCUGGGUGAUUAUCUCCGUCUAAAUUUCAGAGUACAGUUACCAUGAAUACACCACAGACAUGGGCUUUGCAUAAACAUUUAUUAAGUUGUGUCCCUUUUUCUCCCAUUUAGGCUCGUAACUGUUAUGCAUUUGUAUUCAGUCAAGAGUCAAGCCACAUACAAAACAACACAGUUUUCUCAUGUUUAGUAAAACACGGACUGGCCUGUCACAUUUAACACUUUUGGUAGACUCUGUAGGAAGCUCUGUGGUGGAAUCCUGUGAAGACUCUCACCAAGCAAAGAUCAACAGUCACAUAAAAUGUUUGGUAGUUUAAAAGAAUAAAAUGAACUUCAACUAUUUACAGGUUUUCCAAACUUGGGUCAUUGAUUCAACACCAUGAGGGAUUUUAAAUCCUUUGUUUAUAACCUAGUACUUUUGUGAUUUAGGUCCAGACUAACAAAUAGGUCACAAUUUGUCUUGCUUAAAAUAGUAGUCCACAUCAGGGUAGGUAUGGCGUACCUCAAGGCUCCAUAUUUAGUCCACUACUUUUCACUUCUUCUGUUCGUCAGAAUGUUCAGCAUGAAUUCUAACUCUUAUGCAGAUGACACUUAACUCUGUAUUGCAAGAACUCGUAAUAAUGCUUCCAUUCUCUGUCCUGUUCACUAGCUGUCCAAAAGCAGAACAUAUCUUGCUUUUCUUACUCAAAUAAAGUUGCUGCAGUAGGUGUUUAAAGCAGCAGUUUUCUAAAAGUACGAUCUUUGAUAUAUUUAACAGACCUAAUUACCUUUUCAGUAACAAGAGGCGUGCCUCAAGAAAUAAAUCUUCAGUCAAAAGUUUCUUUAUUUUAACGUUGCAUAUACGUUUUGUUUGGCUGUUACCUAAGGUACAACUCCAGCUUGUGCCUCAUGUAAAAGCAUCACAGAUCAGGACAUUUCUCUAAUAAAUAAAUACCCUGCAAUUUCUUUUUUUAUAAAACCCUGUUUUUCAACAGCUCUGUAAUUAGUUGAAAGAGAAAUAAACGCUGUGACUCAAUUGAAAAGCUAAUUUACAGGCGGCACAACUUGGGGUUAGGUCUCCAUUUUCAUCAAAUGAACCCACUCUCUACUCCGCUAAGUUGCCUGCUCUAAGCUUGGUCCUCUAACCCACAAUCUCGGACAUGUAAAUCACUGAUAUUGUACUGGACCCAUUCCUUGGACUUCUUCAUUUUGGUUCUUUUAUAUCACCAUUAUGCCUUUCAGAAUUUUAUUUGGAAUUUCCAACUACUAUAACUUAACUUUAAUUCAAAUGUUUUUCCACCUGUACAGAGCUAAACAAAUAAACUCAACUCUGAUGUACUCUUAUUUAUAUAUAUUACACUGCCAAGGUCUACCACAUAUAUCAAACUUUGACUCAAGUAUAAAGAUGUAAAAGUAGUAAACUUAGUUUCAGUACAAACUGCUGUACAAACAGAUGAGCAUUCAAACAAACAUGGUUUAUGUUCAAAGACAUAUGAACAUUCUCUUUGUGAUAGUAAAUAAUGGAGACAGAUAUAUAUUUUUUGGUUUAUUUAAUGAUACUGUUGUCUUGAACUGUAUAGUUGGAAUUUAGAUGUAAUAUUUGUCUCAGUUUAGAGACUUGAGAUAGAUAACCAGUUAGUUUUUAAGGUGUAAUCU